Molecule: messenger RNA, 1585 nt
Organism: Pelodiscus sinensis (Chinese soft-shelled turtle)
Lineage: Eukaryota; Metazoa; Chordata; Testudines; Trionychidae
Source: RefSeq, a predicted model, not a curated record
UCUGCUCUGCCUGGCCCAGGGUUGUUACUCCUGCGGGCCCCCAAUUUGCAGGGCUCCCUUGAUGCCUCUUUCCAGGAAAGGUGGUGGUGGGGAGUCCCAUGUGUAUGUGUGUGCAUCUCUUUUUGCCACCAAGGGUCUGCUCCUGGCUUCAGAGGGCUUGUGGGAAUACUUCAGCCAAUUCGGGGAGGUGAAGGAGUGUCUGGUGAUGCGGGAUCCGCUGACAAAGAGAUCCAGGGGGUUUGGGUUCAUCACAUUCAUGGACCAGGCCGGUGUGAACAAGGUGCUGGCCCAAUCCAGACAUGAACUGGACUCCAAGACGAUUGACCCAAAAGUAGCAUUCCCCCGCCGAGCACAGCCCAAGAUGGUAACACAGACAAAGAAGAUAUUUGUGGGGGGUCUCUCUGUGAACACUAAUGUGGAGGAUGUGAAACAGUAUUUUGAGCAGUUUGGGAAGAUGGCACCAGCAGCACCCCAGGGGAGGGUAUAAGAUAGCUUUAUGAUGUGUGAAUGCCUUAACUUUUGGAGAGAAGAAAAUGGUUUGGAACAGAAGAAGAUGCCAUCACCAAUUGGCUGUGUCAUAUCAAUGUUGCUUUCAGGAAUUCUUUAUCACCUGUAAAGUUAGAUUCUUCUUCUUCUUCUUCUUCUUGGAAUGGUGCUGUCCGGUACCUUUGCUUUGUCUUGUGGACUGAUGGAUAUGUGCAUCCUGGGAUGAACAAAAUAUACAUCACAGUAACUUGCAGCUACUUAAUGCUUCCAGUCAGUCUUGUAAGAAAAGGGAAGUGCUCUGGGAAUCAAUAUAUACGUUAGACACUUCUUUACAUUUUUUUCUGUAGUCUAACACAGAAAGUAAAUGUGCUGUCUCCAUAUGUCCUGUUCCAUGGUGAUAUCUCUAGAGUACCAUUGCAGGAGUCAUGAGCCUGCACAAUGGCCACAGAACUGUUUUGAUCAGUAGUUAAAAGUCAGGGGCACAUUCCUCUCCAUUUAGCCUUAAGUUCCAUAGAGCACAAAUACUCCAUAUCUGGUAAUCGUCCCUCUGCCUUCCAAAUGGAGUAUCACAGAACCAACCUCUCCCUUCGGUCAUGUAAGACUUAGAGCAUUUGUACAUGUCUUAAUAUAUUUGUAUAGUUUGUUUUAGUUUGGAGAAUGCACACUUCUCCUUUCUAACUUUUUGACUGUUUUAUCAGGGUUAUCUUGGGCCUUGCUGGAGAGAAAAUGCUAUAAAAAGAUUGGCUUUAAAUAAUGUUCCUCUUGGCCUAUGUUUCCUGCUUCAUAAAAACACAAAAAGUGACUUUCAUGCCUGGGGAAAUCCUGUGAUGGCUUGUAAGGGCCCCUUCUAAAAGGACCAAAAGAGAAAACAGUAGAACUUUUUACUGUCAUAGGCUUUGGCGGCACAGUAUUCUAGGAGACCUUCUGUGGAGGAGUGUCUAGGGCUGUGUUAAUGUGUCUUUUGAAAUCUUCCUUAGGGUAUGUCUACACAGCAACAUUAUUUUGAAAUAAUGAGUGUUAUUUUAAAAUAACAUAGCCCACAUCUACACAGCAGGCAGUUAUUUCGAAAUAAUGUCAAAAUACUGUCAAGCUGGAAGAC